Molecule: messenger RNA, 3920 nt
Organism: Tachysurus vachellii
Lineage: Eukaryota; Metazoa; Chordata; Actinopteri; Siluriformes; Bagridae
Gene: slc26a10
Product: solute carrier family 26 member 10
Exons: 18
Coding region: 257-2323 (688 amino acids)
Biological process (GO): transmembrane transport
Cellular component (GO): membrane
Molecular function (GO): sulfate transmembrane transporter activity; oxalate transmembrane transporter activity; chloride transmembrane transporter activity
Source: RefSeq, a predicted model, not a curated record
GACAAGUACACCUUUAUGUGAGUCCAUUAAAUCAGGUUCUUUAAGGCCCCACAAAGUGAUGCUUCUCAACUACAGGAAAAAAAAAAUCCCAACCCUUUCUCUUUGAGCCUGUCAAUUGGCUCAAAGCAGCUGACAGGAAAACACAACGGUUCCUGCUGUGGAACUUGUAACAGCUAUAUAAACAUAAGCACGCUCAUGGACAGGUAAUGCAACCUGGCGCCUUUACAGCGACGUUAUCGUGACUUAGAGGACCAGGAUGAGCGCGUCUGUGGCAGUAUACAGGAACAUUUACACAGAAGACCGAUUCAGACAGACUUACGGUACCGAGACCAAACCGCGCGAGCGCCUCCGAGAGAGACUGUGCGCGCGCUCCCGGUGCUCUCCACUCCAAUGCCUCCACCUGCUUCAGCAGCGGAUACCGAUUUUCACCUGGUUGCCGAAAUACAGACUCAGGAAAUGGAUUUUAGGAGACACAGUUGCAGGGCUGACGGUCGGGAUUCUACACAUUCCCCAAGGAAUGGCUUUUGCAUUGUUGACAUCAGUGGCUCCGAUCUAUGGCCUGUACACAUCGUUCUUCCCUGUAGUUCUCUACAUGCUGUUCGGAACAGGGCGUCAUGUCUCCACAGGUACUUUUGCAGUUGUGAGUCUGAUGACCGGCACGGUGGUGGAGCAGCUGGUGCCGACUCCUCCUGAUUUGAACUGCAGUAGUCCAGAGGUCACAGAGCUGGAAGAUCGGAGAAUUGGUGUGGCUUCAGCCAUAGCAUUCCUGUCAGGAUUGAUGAUGCUUUGUAUGUUUGGCCUGCAAUUGGGUUUCCUCUCCACAUACCUAUCCGAUCCCAUUGUUAAGGCAUUCACCAGUGCUGCCGCAUUUCAUGUGACUGUCUCUCAGCUGCAGAGCAUGCUGGGAUUGAGGCUUCCUCGCCACACAGGGACAUUUUCCCUCUUUAAGACGCUGGCCUCGGUGAUGGAGAACUUGCCCCAUACAAACCUUGCCGAGCUGUUGAUCUCACUGCUCUGCCUAGCUGUGCUCGUUCCCAUUAAGGAAGUGAACACGCGGUAUCGCCAGCGUCUGUGCACCCCCAUUCCUGUGGAAAUUCUCACAGUGAUAAUCGCUACAGGAGUUGUUUAUGCCACUUCUCUGGAUUCCAAGUACGAUGUCCAGAUAGUGGGUCACAUUCCAGCAGGGUUCCCUCGCCCUCGGCUGCCUGCUUUGCACACAGUGCCAGACAUAGCUGGUGACACAAUUGCUAUCACGUUUGUAGGCUAUGCUGUGUCUGUGUCACUAGCAAUGAUAUAUGCUGAUAAGCAUGGCUACUCUAUACACCCUAAUCAGGAGCUGUUAGCACAUGGCAUUUCCAAUACAGUGUCUUCCCUGUUUACCUGCUUUCCCAGUUCAGCUACACUGGCCACCACAAACAUUUUGGAAAGUGCUGGCGGUUACACACAGCUCUCAGGUUUGUUCACGAGUCUGGUGGUCCUGAUUGUGCUGCUUCUCAUUGGCCCUCUAUUCUACUUCUUACCUAAGGCUGUCCUGGCAUGUAUAAAUGUGACCAGCCUGAGGCAAAUGCUCUUGCAGUUUCAGGACCUGCCAGAUCUGUGGAGGGUUAGCAAGAUCGACUUUUUGGUGUGGCUGGUAACCUGGCUGUCAGUGGUUGUGCUGAAUGUGGAUAUGGGUCUGGCCAUCGGAGUAGUUUUCUCAAUGAUGACUGUUAUUUGUCGCACACAGAGAGCUAACUGCACCGUGUUGGGAAGGGCCUCCAAUACAGAGAUCUACCGGCCCAUUAAUAAUCACAAUAAGUGCUAUGAAGUUCCUGGUGUGAAGAUUCUGACCUAUAAUGGACCGAUCUACUACGGAAACCGCAGCUUUUUUAAGGCAGAUGUGAGCCAGCUGCUCGGUCUCACACCUGAACGGAUCCACAGUCACGAGAAGGCCAGGAAGGCCCUGGAAAAGAGGGAAAAAGAGUCCAUUAACACAGUGGACCGGGGACUAGCAAACACCUCAUUUUCCUCUGAGAAUGGGUUCUUUAAAUCAGAAACAACACAGAAUGAAGUCCAGACCAUAUUAAUCGAUUGCAGCAGUGUUAUUUUUGUGGACGUUGCAGGAGCCAAACUCUUCAUACAGAUGUGUAUAGACUGUCAGAAGAUAGGAGUGCAGAUAUUCUUGGCCAACUGUAAUGAGAGCGUAUUGGAGAUUCUUACAGCAAGUGGCCUGAUGAGCUACAUGAACCCGCAGCACAUCUUCGUCACAGUCCACGAUGCUGUGGUCUACAUCCAGCAGCAAAGGGAGAAGCCCGGGUCAGAAAACACAAUGAUUUGGGUGUAAAUAUCCAAGAGCACCAUAAAAAGAAAACAAAAGAAACAGCUACUUUAGAUCUUCUCAGAUGUUCUAAACAUUGCGCAUAGAGACUUUCACAGCUGCUACUAAAAAUCUCUCUGCAGUGGAUUUCUUUACCUUCCCAGAUUUGUUGGAGAGUCACACAUGAUAGUUUAUUCAGAGUAGGCCAUGUGUAACUUUGAUCACCGCUGUAGCUAAUGAAGCUUGCACUAUUGCUGUGAGUCUUUUGAAGCACACAUAGUUUCUGUAUAUACUGUUUUAAAGGAUGAUGUGCACAAAAUUAUUCUCUCUCUCUCUCCCCCCCUCUCUCUCUCGAUCAGUCUGUGCCCUUGUCCUCCUCCAAAAACAUCCAUAUUUAGGGGUUUAUGAGAAGAAUGAGAUCAGUCACUCCACCUCCUUUAAUUAUGUUUAUUUUAGUACAUUUGUAUGCUGCAAAACGUGUGACCAUUCCCUAGAAAUAUUUAUUUAUUUGCAUUUUCUAGUACGAUUUUUAAUUGAUUAUAGAUGUUAUAUUCUCUCCUAAACAAAGAUGCACUGAAUGGAUGGCCAAAAUCUAUUAUAAUAAAUUUUAAAAAUGGCCUUCAGUGUGAAUAAUCGUUUUCUUGUAACUUUGUGGACACAAUAUUUAUAAACCGGGAUCUGGAUUGUACAAUGCAAAUAAAAUCCCAGUCACAAAACACAGAAGGAGAAAUGUCGAGACGAAAAGGAAUUGAUCUUAGAUUACAUAAUGUCCUGUUUAGGUCAUUUUAAAAUAUGAAAAAUCAGUGUAGUUUUAGCACAUGGGCCUUGUACCUGUGGUUGUGCGAUAUCCACCUUGUGUGCUCAGGGUUCACAAAACACAUGCUGCCCUUCACACUGAACUGAUACACUGCCCUCUGCUGUCUCAUUACCAUCAUCACUGACCUGCUCUUCACUGGUUCAUCACUAACCAGCACCCAACCUGAUUAAAAUCAAUACAGAGCCAGCAAAGUCAAUGAUUUUGAUGUUGGAUGCUCAUACUUAUUCUCAUUUUAAAGAACUCCCCAUACAACAAACUAUCAAGGUUUAACUUUAAAAAGUUAACAGACUAUUUUAGGGGGCACAGUGGCUUAGUGGUUAGCACGUUUGCCUCACACCUCCAGGGUUGGGGGUUCGAUUCCCGCCUCCGCCUUGUGUGUGUGGAGUUUGCAUGUUCUCCCCGUGCCUCGGGGGUUUCCUCCGGGUACUCCGGUUUCCUCCCCCGGUCCAAAGACAUGCAUGGUAGGUUGAUUGGCAUCUCUGGAGAAUUGUCUGUAGUGUGUGAUUGCGUGAGUGAAUGAGAGUGUGUGUGUGCCCUGCGAUGGGUUGGCACUCCGUCCAGGGUGUAUCCUGUCUUGAUGCCCGAUGACGCCUGAGAUAGGCACAGGCUCCCAGUGACCCGAGGUAGUUCGGAUAAGCAGGUGAGAGUGAAUGAGUGAGUAUUUUAGUAAAUGGCAGGAUGGUCUGAACAUCAUAUCAAUUGCUGUAUAGGUCUUGUCAGUUUCUGACUGUAACCAUGGCAACAUGAUCACAGUUGAUUAUAACAUGAAACCACAUGAAGAACAUUAAAGUUGACAAUGAAAAACUA